GCGUAUUCAAAACUCUCCGCUCUUCAUUUUGUACACAAACCCCCCAACAGGGAUCGAGCAACCAUCAUUGCCCGCCCAACCCAAAUUCAAGAUGACAACUCAAACCCUUUCACCGAUCUUAUUUUGCACGUUUGUUCUGACACUGAGUGGGCAUACAAUGUGGAAGUUUAUGUGGUUCAUCUCCGGCAUUUCGUCGUCAAUGGAGUAUGAUAAAAAGGAGUCUGAGUCAGGUCUUCUCUUUCCUGUUUGGCUAAAUGCAAGUCUCGUAACGCUCUUCGUUGUUCAGCACAGUUAUUUAAAAACUAGUGAUAUAGGAAAUUUCUUGAGUCGUCACCGUGUCACGUCAUCGUUGUCCCGUAGCAUUUAUGUCAUCCUCACAUCUGUAACUCUCCAGAUUGUGGUCACAUUCUGGACACCAAUCACUUCAUGCUGCCUGUGGAGGCUGAACGUCAACAGUUCAUUUCUAUGGUGGACCUUCUAUGCAAUUCAUUUUUCAGCAUGGGCUUGCAUAUAUGGAGGCUGUGUGAUUCUUGAUCUUCCAGAACUUGUUGGCAUCAGACAAAUCUACUAUUUUUGCCUGAAUUUACCUGAGACAUCAGAUCUUAAAUCAACUGAACUUCAAAGACUCUACUCACACAAACGUCAUCCCAGUUUCAUGGCCUUUAUUGCUUUGCUUUGGAUGACUCCUGUCAUGAGUUUGGAUAGAGCACUUCUUGCUAUUUGUUUCACUUUGUACAUGGCCACAGCGUGGGAGCCAACUGCAGAUGACAGGCGUUAUCACCAAAGACAACUUGAACGCAAACAACAUGAAAUAUCAUAUAGCAACAGAAGAAAACAAAUGAGCUCAGAAUUCAGAUACUACAGAGGCUGACAAGCAAAGAAGCAUAGUUGUCUAAUUGCAAUGAUCUAGUGGAGGGUAAAGAUAUGAUCAAAUUCCUAAAGAAAAUUCUAAUUUAAUAAUCCAACUACUGCAUGCCAUAAUAAUCCUUGUCUACCUUAAUAUGAUUUUCUGAGAUUGUUUAUAAAGAAUUAAUGAUAUUACUAUGUUCUAAAGAUGGAAAGCCUUUCACAAAGCCAAAAAAACAGUCUAGAAUUAAACACAAAUCUGGACUGCACUAACUGUGAAACUUUAAGUACUAACAGCUUUAACAGAUCUCCUUCAUGUUCCUCAAAUUGUACGAUUAACGAAACUUCCACACACCUUUGUAGGACUUUAUUAUUUUUUCAAACCGGCGAUGUAUGUCAAAUAAUAAUAAACUCAUCCAUCAUUUCUGAAUAA
Molecule: messenger RNA, 1279 nt
Organism: Daphnia carinata
Lineage: Eukaryota; Metazoa; Arthropoda; Branchiopoda; Diplostraca; Daphniidae
Product: nurim homolog
Exons: 4
Coding region: 92-871 (259 amino acids)
Cellular component (GO): nuclear membrane
Source: RefSeq, a predicted model, not a curated record